This is a messenger RNA of Pyrus x bretschneideri (Chinese white pear), 2501 nucleotides long. Its product is annotated as protein DA1. Gene Ontology annotation, molecular function: ubiquitin binding. The coding region runs from base 629 to 2317 and encodes 562 amino acids. The record is from RefSeq and is a predicted model, not a curated record. The transcript is spliced from 12 exons. NCBI's taxonomy places the organism in Eukaryota, Viridiplantae, Streptophyta, Magnoliopsida, Rosales, Rosaceae.
UGGAAUCUUUAUCUAAGCAAGGCAAAGAAAUCAGCUUCUUCCUUUCGGAUUCCUUCCACUUUUUACGCUUUGACACAUUUUCCUUCUCGAAAAUAUCUUCACAAAAUCAAGCUUUUCUGUUCUUACACGUAGUUUUAGUUUUUAACUUUUUUUAACUUUAAAUUUUUAUAUCAUUUAAAGAUUGGAUUUUAAUUAUUUUUUUCUUUCCAAUUCCUCGAGAACUUUCAAAAGGGGCUUCUCUGAUGUGUUUCCCAACUGGGUUUGAUGAAAAAUUCGUCAACCCCAAUUGGGUCGGAACAAAAAGUCAAUCAAAAGUUGCGGUUUUUACACCUGCUCCAAAAUCUUGACUUUGAAAUCGCGUAAACAGUUUCGUGUACUCCUCCAUUGAGAUUGCUUAAAUAUUUUCUGGGAUUUCCCUUUAAUGUUAACACGUGAAAGAUUUUGAAUUUUCUCCUUCUUUCUUCCCAAUCCAUCUGCCAGAUUCUGCUCUGAAUUUAAAGAGUUAAAGAUCUAGCUUUUCUUUUUCUUUGUUUCUUUACCUGCUGGAUUAGAUUAUAUUUUAUUAAACAGAGAGCGGAGAGAUGGAGGAGUUUAAAUUAUGUAAAUUUUGGUUUUUAGUUGUGAAAAAAUGGUGCUUUUGAUCGCUUUGGGAUCUUAUCUGAUCUGUGGGAUUGCUCUGUUAGCAUUCAGAAUUCUGCCUUCUGGAGUAAAAAACUUGAUUGACUAUGAGCAGAUGACCUUACACGUUAUGGGUUGGCUUAGCAAGAUUUUUAAAGGCUCGAGCCACAAGAUAUCGGAGGAGCAUUGUCAUGACAAUAAUGACGAGGAUCCAAAUAGCUAUGGACCUUCUUGUUCAGGGGAGGUCUGGUCAGAAAACGAGAAUGAAGAAAUAGAUCGUGCUAUUGCACUAUCUCUUUUAGAAGAAAAUCAAAAAGGAAAAAAUGUGAUUGGCUCUGAUUCUCAGUUGCAAGAAGAUGAACAACUUGCCAGAGCUAUACAAGAAAGUCUGAAUGUGGAAUCUCCUCCCCGACAUGGUAAUGGAAAUGGAACUACGUAUCAACCUUUCCCUCCUCCCCGGCAUGGAAAUGGAAAUGGGAAUACAAAUCAACCUAUCGUUCCUCCCCGAUAUGGAAAUGGAAAUACAUAUCAACCUAUCCCUCCUCCCCGAUACGGAAAUGGAAGUUCAUAUCCUAUCCCCAUGUACUACCCAAUGGGCUCCAGGGUUUGUGCUGGUUGCAAUGCUGAGAUUGGUUUUGGACGAUAUUUAAAUUGCAUGAAUGCAGUUUGGCAUCCAGAAUGUUUCCGCUGUCGUGCAUGCAACCAACCAAUUUCUGAUUAUGAGUUUUCUACAUCUGGGCAUUAUCCUUACCAUAAAGCUUGCUACAAGGAUAGCUACCAUCCGAAAUGUGAUGUUUGUAAGCACUUUAUUCCAACAAACCCUGCUGGUCUUAUUGAAUAUAGGGCACAUCCAUUUUGGGUCCAAAAAUACUGCCCUGUCCAUGAAAUUGAUAAUACUCCUCGGUGCGGCAGUUGUGAGCGAAUGGAGGCCCGAGACACAAGAUAUGUACCCCUUGAUGAUGGUCGUAAGCUCUGUCUAGAGUGUUUGGACUCUGCAGUCAUGGAUACCAGUGAAUGCCAACCCCUAUAUCUCGAUAUUCAGGAAUUUUAUGAAGGUUUAAAUAUGAAGUUGGAGCAGCAAGUUCCACUGCUCUUGGUUGAACGACAAGCGCUAAAUGAAGCAAGAGAUGGAGAAAGAAAUGGCCAUUAUCACAUGCCUGAGACUAGAGGGCUUUGCCUUUCUGAGGAACAAACUAUUAGCACGAUUUCAAAGCGGCCACGUUUUGGGGCAGGACACCAAGCCGCGGGAUUGAUAACAGAGCCCUACAAGCUAACUCGUCGCUGUGAGGUGACCGCAAUUCUAAUCUUGUAUGGUCUUCCAAGGUUGCUGACUGGGUCUAUUCUAGCUCAUGAGAUGAUGCAUGCAUGGCUGCGGCUUAAAGGUUACCGACCUCUUAGUCAAGAUGUCGAAGAAGGUAUCUGUCAAGUUUUAGCUCACAUGUGGCUAGAGGCCGAGCUAAUGUCUGGCUCAGGCAGCAAUGCUGCAUCAACCUCGUCAUCCUCCUCUUCGAGGACAUCAAAGAAGGGUACAAGAUCACCGUUUGAGAGUAAGCUUGGGGGGUUCUUUUUACACCAGCUCGAAACAGACAUGUCCCCGGUAUAUGGAGAUGGAUUCAGGGCCGGUCAACAGGCAGUGCAGAAAUACGGGCUUCGAAGUACCCUAGAACAUAUUAGAAUGACAGGGUUGUUUCCUUUUUGAGGACUGAAUCCUUGAGUUUUUUGGGUGCUUCUGAAUCUUUUCUUUCCCACAUUGUUAUAACUUGGGCCUUUACAUAUUAGAACCCAGAGGCCAAGAGUGCAUAGGAAUUGACCCUAGAGUGUUACAUAAUUCUUGUGAUUGUGGCUGUUUGUCAUGAAUCAAUUCAUUGAUUUGAUUUACCUUU